Pogonomyrmex barbatus (red harvester ant) is the source of this 1409-nucleotide messenger RNA. RefSeq names its product putative DENN domain-containing protein 10 B. Lineage: Eukaryota; Metazoa; Arthropoda; Insecta; Hymenoptera; Formicidae. The record is from RefSeq and is a predicted model, not a curated record. Gene Ontology annotation, cellular component: late endosome. Gene Ontology annotation, biological process: regulation of early endosome to late endosome transport; protein transport. Gene Ontology annotation, molecular function: guanyl-nucleotide exchange factor activity; small GTPase binding.
GAGAAGAUAGUGAUACAGAGAGAAAGAGAGUAAGAGAGAGGAAGGGCGUUCGCAAUUUAAACAUAACCUCAAUUUCUAUCACGAUUUGACAGUGCUCACGACAUAUAUCAAUAAAAUUUGUUCUAAUAAUUUAUAAUUAAUUUAGAUAGAUAAUAUUUGGUGAUCAAAUUAUAGAAUACUAUAAGAAAAAAAUAAAAAGUGAAAUAUUUGCAUAUUUCCAAUGCAAUAGAAAAUAACGAAUGCUUUGAUAUUCACUUAUAGUUAUCAUUAUUAGUUAUUUAUUUUGAAAAUUCUUCACAUGGCACCAUUAACGGAUUUAAUUUCCUGCAGUGUGAUAGAGAAAGAUUGUAAUGGAGAUGUUUUGUGGACAUGGUCGUAUCCAUCGGUUACGGAAUCACAAAAAAUUGCAGUCACGAGAAAAUGUAAUUUGAAAUUGGAACAUUCAUCUCCUCAUACAUUUGUAUGUGCAAGACAUGGUCAUGACUGGUUCUAUAUACAUUGCAGCGAAGUAUUUGAUUCUGACAAACUACCAAAGGUAAAACAGUUUGCACUAGUUCUUUUCGCAAAAGAUUUUAAUCUGCAAAAGUAUGAAGUGCUUUCGCGAGUCCUCAGCAAAAUGUAUUGCAAAACUGGGAAGCCUACGGAGAUCCUACAGUUGUACCUAUCUGUAUUCACGAAGGGAUCAUGUUCGACACAGGAAAAUGGAACGUUCGUCUCCGAUGAUUUUAAUACUCAUCGUUUUGCAGCUAGUACCAAUGUCAAAGAACUGAUUAAAACAUUUGAAUUAGAAACAAUUUUGAUAUAUACUGCCUUGUUAUUGAAAAAAAUUAUUGUAUAUCAUCACAGCUUGGAACAGCUUUUUAAAUGGAUAAGAACAUUUCCUGCGUUGAUGAAGCACAGGAAAAUUACUGACAAUCUCUUUCCCUGGAUUGAUUUGGUAAAUGAUGAAUUAAUCGAAUUAAAGAAAUAUUCGCACUACGUGGCAGGUUGCAACAAUAGCUCGAUAUCAUCCAGAAUAGAUUUAUAUGAUUUACUUGUGAACAUUCCUGCUAGAGAAAUUACUGUAGCACCGCAUGCGAAAGAGAGUCUCACAAUGACGAAAACUCACAAGGAAAUAGCCUUGUUUAUGAUUCAGUUGUGCGAAAAUCAAAACUAUACGGAAGCACAGAUUAUAUCUGAAAUAAGCGACAAAACGCAAGACCUUCUAAAUCAAUUGACUUCGUUAGCGACAGUACAGGCUCCAGAUGGCAAAAGAAUGAUCUCCAUCGAAAUAUUUAGAGAGAAAAACUUAGCACCGGCUGUAGAAAGUUUUCUUAUUAAUUUAGCUAUUGCUGAAAAUCUCUUUAUGUUAUGAUAAUAUAUUUCACAAGCCAAAGUCUUUAAAUGCAUUAAGAUAUAGAAUGAGAAAU